Messenger RNA from Arxiozyma heterogenica, 798 nucleotides. RefSeq names its product Pet130p (gene PET130). Lineage: Eukaryota; Fungi; Ascomycota; Saccharomycetes; Saccharomycetales; Saccharomycetaceae. The transcript has a single exon. The record is from RefSeq and is a predicted model, not a curated record. Bases 1 to 798 code for a protein of 265 amino acids.
AUGAUGAAACUACAAUUAAAGUUCUUAAAAGAUUUGAAAUACUAUCCACAAGUUAAAUUACCAGUAUCGAGAGAUACCCCACCUGCAAAUGAACAGCAACUUCCAAAGGGGUUACAUGGACCCAUACUUAGAUUUGCUAAUUCUAAUAAUUUAUACUCACAAGAAUCGUUAGCGUAUUCCUGUUCGUAUUUCAAAAUGAGAUUUUAUCCAACAAAUCAUUUCUUAAGUCUUUUCAGAAAAACCAAGCCAAGUAUCACUGUUCAAGCAAUGCAAAUGAAAAGUUUCCUUGAUGAUUGCCAAUCUAAGAAGGUCGUUGACUAUCUUAGAAAAGUCUAUCUUAAUGAGAAAUCAGUGGUACCUGGAGAUUUUGCUGUGUGGAGAAGAAAGAUUACAGUAAAGGUUAAGCAGAUAUUUAUUAAAGAAUGGUACAUGAUGGAAGGUAAUAAGGAUAUUAUUGAUAAUAUUAAUAGUAUUAGUAACAAUGUUAAAAUGAAUAAUAAAAGUAUUAUGCUUAAAGAGUUAAGCAAACAAUAUGAAGGGAGAAAAAUUACCAAUAGAGCUAAGGAUGGAUAUUAUAUGUUUUUUAUUUAUAAAUACCCAUCAGUAGAAGAAAUGAAGUUAUUUCAAGAGCAUAUUAGGAAUGCUAUUAGACAAGUUGCAGAUCGUGAAUCUCAACUAGAAAAUAAAAAAUCUAAUAAGAAUUGGGUUGAAAGGGCGAAUAGUAAAGUUAACAUUACCUUUCUUAAUAAAUUACUAGUGGCUAAUGAAUGUCCUUAUAGAGUAAUCAAAGUAAAAUAG